This is a messenger RNA of Oikopleura dioica, 1167 nucleotides long. The record is from the annotation of a GenBank genome assembly. Lineage: Eukaryota; Metazoa; Chordata; Appendicularia; Copelata; Oikopleuridae.
AUGUCCAAAUUACUUCACGAAGGCGAACUCCUAAAAGUCGCCCUAUUUAAUUUGGAUUUCACAAAUGCGCGCGUGUUAGAAACAUGCAUGCUUUUUUCGGAAAGACAGAAAAAGCAUGACAUGCAGUUCUAUGCGAUCUUGGGAUUCUUGAUGGAAAAACACCAUCUCAAGUAUGCCAAGAAAAUCAAACAGAGCUUGUCGGCAGAUGUCAAAUUCUUCGGCAAUCUGAAAGAGCGUCGUGAUUUCCGCAAGGCUGUCCUAGCUUAUCUAAAAAAUACAAAAGAUGAUAAGCUGCAGUUUAAAGCGAAUUUGUAUGACAGACCUUAUGGGGAAGAUGUUUUCAAGCUGUUCCAUACGUUCAUCAACUCCAUAUUGACUCCAGAGCCGUUUCCGAUGGUCAUACUAAAAGUAGACCAGGCGAUGAUCGCAUCGAUCGAGAACGAUCAUCUAAAGACGCUUGUCAUUGAUGUGAGCAAAUUCGCCCAUCCGAUCUGUGAGUGCGAUGUCAGUAACAAGUUGAAAACGCUACGACAAGAGCUUAUUGCACUUGAUGAUCGAGCGAAUUCACUUGAAUUCCAACCGCUGACGCUAGCUGAGAAAAAAAGAAUAACAGAGUGCUAUUCUAUUCUCAGUAGCUCAUUGAUUGAACAGGAUGUUGAAGAAAUGACCAUGAGAAUUUUAGAACGGAACGCCAAUAUUGAGAUCGUGGGCAUUGUAGAACAGCUAGUCGGUUUACGUCCUUUCUUUGAACGUCCUUGCAAUGUUGAGGAGAGGAUCGGAUCCCUAAAUGAUCUGUUCAAUCAAAUGGAGGAUGAUUUUUCGGCGAGCGAAGAGAUUACCUCUAAGAACGCAGCAAAUGAUUCCUCGGGUAUCCAUGAAUUCGCUGAUAUCAUGAAAACGAUCAACGGCGGCAUAAGUGACUCACUCACGAUAGAGAACGAAAAUAAAGUCGAAAAGAUCAAGACUCGAGCAUCUCCUCGUCCCAAAAAUCGAAGGACAUGUCACGAAGUUCAGAACCUUCUUCACAAAACAUUCCGCCGUGAAGUCGGUUCUCGCACCGUCACAUCGUUUUCAACGACCUCUUUGGCCGACGAAAGCUCUGUGUCGAAUUUCACCAUUGCUCCAACAAAGGAGCCAUCCGUUGGAUAUUUCAACCCUUUUGAAUAA